AUGCUCCCACCACCACCACACACCACAACACCUGCCACAACACCUGCCACAACAACAACAGCGGCUGCCACCACCACCACAGCCCCAGCCACUACAAUAACAACAGCUGCUACCACCACCACAGCAGCCACAACCACCACAGCUCCAGCCACUACAACAACCACAGCUGCCACCACCACCACAUCCCCUGCCACUACAACAACCACAGCUGCCACCACCACCACAUCCCCGGCCACAACAACCACCACUGCUCCCACCACCACCACAGCCCCAGCUACUACUACAACAACAACAGCUGCCACCACCACCACAGCCCCAACCACAACAAUAACCACAGCUGCCACCACCACCACAGCCACAACAACAACCACAGCUGCCACCACCACCACAACACCUGCCACAACAACAACAACAAUGGCUGCGACAACUACAACUGCUCCUGUGACAACAACAACAACGGCUGCCACCACCACCGCAGCCCCAGCCACUACGACAACAACGGCUGCCACCUCCACCACAACCACAACCCCUGCCACAACAACAACAACAACGGCUCCCACUACCACCACAGCACCAACUACAACAACAACAGCUGCCACCACCACAUUCCCGGCCACAACAACAACCACUGCUCCCACCACCCCCACAGCCCCAGCUACUACAACAACAACAGCUGCCACCACCACCACAGCCCCAGCCACAACAACAACCACAGCGGCCACCACCACCACAACACCUGCCACAACAACAACAACAACGGCUGCCACCUCCACCACAGCUCCAGCCACUACAACAACAACACCUGCCACCACCACCACAACACCUGCCACAACAACAACAACAACGGCUCCCACUACCACCGCAGCACCAACUACAACAACAACAUCAGCUGCGACUACCACCACAGCUGCCACCACCACCACAACACCUGCCACAACAACAACAACAACGGCUCCCACUACCACUGCUCCUGUGACAACAACGACGGCUACCACCACCUCAGCCCCAGCAACUACCUCAACAAUGGCUGCCAGCACCACCACAUCCCCUGUCACUACAACAACAACAGCUGCCACCACCACCACAACCCCUGCCACAACAACAACAACAACAGCUGCCACCACCACAACAGUGGCCACCACCACCACCACAACACCUGCCACAACAACAACAACAACAGCUGCGACAACUACAACUGCUCCUGUGACAACAACAACAACGGCUACCACCACCACCGCAGCCCCAGCAACUACAACAACAACGGCUGCCACCACCACCACAACACCUGCCACAACAACAACAACAACAACAACGGCUGCUGCCACCACCACCGCAACCCCAGCAACUACGACAACAACGGCUGCCACCACCACCACAACCCUUGCCACAACGACAACAACAACGGCUCCCACUACCACCACAGCACCAACUACAACAACAACAGCUGCCACCACCACAACAGCGGCCACAACAACAACAACAGCUGCCACCACCAGCACAGCUGCCACCACCACCACCACAACCCCUUCCACAACAACAACAACGUCAGCCACCACCACCACAGCCCCAGCCACUACAACAACAACAGCUGCCACCACAACACCGGCCACAACAACAACAACAACAGCUGCCACAACUACCACUGCUCCUUUGACAACAACAACAACAACGGCUGCCACCACCACCACAACCCCUGCCACAACAACAAUAACAACAGCUCCCAUUACCACCACAGCACCAGCUACAACAACAACAGCUGCCACCACCACAACAGCGGCCACCACAACCCCUGCCACAACAACAACGGCUCCCACUACCACCACAGCACUAACUACAACAACAACAGCUGCCACCACCACCACCACUCCUGCCACAACAACAUCAACAACAGCUGCAACCACCACAACAGCGGCCACCACCACCACAGCACGUGCCACAACAACAACAACAACAACAACUCCCACUACCACCACAGCACCAACUACAACAACAACAGCUGCCACCACCACCACAACACCUGCCACAACAACAACAACGGCAGCCACCACAUCCCCAGCAACUACAACAACAACAGCUGCCACCACCACUACAGCUGCCACCACCACCACAACACCUGCCACAACAACAACAACAACAGCUCCCACUACCACCAAAGCCCCAACUACGACAACAACAGCUGCCACCACAACAAACCCAGCAACUACGACAACAACGGCUGCCACCACCACCACAACCCCAGCACCUACGACAACAACGGCUGCCACCACCACCACAACCCCUGCCACAACAACAACAACAACAGCUUCCACCACCACAACAGCGGUCACCACCACCACAACACCUGCCACAACAACAACAACAACAGCUGCCACCACCACCACCACAGCCCCAGCAACUACGACAACAACGGCUGCUCCUUUGACAACAACAACAACACCUGCCACCACCACCGCAGCCCCAGCAACUACGACAACAACGGCUGCCACCACCACCACAACCCCUGCCACAACAACAACAACAACGGCUCCCAUUACCACCACAGCACCAACUACAACAACAACAGCUGCCACCACCACAACAGCGGCCACCACCACCACAACACCUGCCACAACAACAACAACGGCAGCCACCACAACCACCACCACAGCCCCAGCCACUACAACAACAACAGCUACCACCACCACUACAGCUGCCACCACCACCACAACACCUGCCACAACAACAACAGCUGCCACCACAACAACAGCGGCCACCCCCACCACAACACCUUCCACAACAACAACAACAGCAGCCACCACCAGCACAGCGGCCACCACCACCACAACACCUGCCACAACAACAACAACGGCAGCCACCACCAGCACAGCCCCAGCCACUACAACAACAACAGCUGCCACCACCACCACAGCUGCCACCACCACCACAACAGCUGCCACAACAACAACAACAACGGCUCCCACUACCACCACAGCACCAACUACAAAAACAACAGCUGCCACCACCACAACCGCGGCGACCACCGCCACAACACCUGCCACAACAACAACAACAACGGCUCCCACUACCACCACAGCACCAACUACAAAAACAACAGCUGCCAUCACCACAACAGCUGCCACCACCACCACAACACGUGCCACAACAACAACAACAACGGCAGCCACUACCACCACAGCACCAACUACAACAACAACAACAGCUGCCACCACAACUACAUCUGCCACCACCACCUCAGUCCCAGUCUCUACGUCAACGACUGCUUUCACCACCCCCGUUCUUGUUGUUUUCAGAUCCAUUGAAAGUAAUUUUACAACUGACUUGUUGAAUUCAUCAUCUGAAGCUUUUAAAACUCGAGCUGCAAUUAUAAAGGCACAGCUGGAACCUCCUUACAGAAUUGCGUUCCCUUCCUUGGUCUCCUUGAAUGUUGUGAGCUUCAGGCAGGGAUCAGUCAUCAACACCAUAGAACUUCAGUUUGUAAACACAUCUGUACCAAACAACACUGCGAUUAGCAAUGUUUUGAACAGUACAGCCUCAAACGUUUCAGGCUUUGACAUCGAAAGGGCCUCCAUCACUGUCAAUGACACAUCUGCUGCAUCAACUAAUACAUCAACUACUACAACUGUUGUACCAACAACUACAUCUACUGCAACUACAGCAUCCACAAGUACAACUGCUGUAUCUACAACUACGGCUUCAAGUGGAGUAUGCCACAAGAUUAAUUCCAGCACUGUUUUACCCCUGGUGCUGCUGUUAUGGCUUCUAUCAAGCCAGCAAUAGCAUCUGUGCUGGUUUCCAUGUGAAAGGCAAGCAGAAGAUGAUGCAACUCUUUAUUUAUUGGACACAUCAGAAAGAGUAGAUUUGCUAUGUUUUUCAAUAUGAAAAUAUUUCUGGGUGGGAAUGACCCUGGUAUAAACAGAAUGACACAGACAAAGGCAAUAGAUUAUAACACAUAUUGGUGUUGUAUCUUAAAGGCUUAGUAGUUUAUGCUGUUCAAUUCAGUUCAAUUCAAUUUUAUUUAUAUAGCGCCAAACCACGCUAACAGUCACCUCAUGGCAAUUUAUAUUGUGAAGUACCUUGUAUUGUAUUAUAAGGUAAAGACCCCACAAAGACCCCUCUGCUUCUAAGUGUGUCUCUGCCUACAUGUCUGUUAACUGUUCAUCUUUCAUAUUUUCUAAAUGCAAAUGAUAUGUUUUAGGUUUCACUUCAUAUAGAGCAUACACAGCAUAUAUAUCACAAAUAUAUAUAUGUACCCCCCCCCCCAAAAGAAAGAAACCACUGGCUCUUUGUUUGCAGAAAUGGUGUGCAAGGGCACUGCCCUGUGCACUGUAGUCAAAUGGCUAAAUGGUAUGUCAUGCCAAGCCUGGGUUUUGACACCACACUGAUACAAAGGACCCAAGACACAGGCAGCGUUGUGGAAGAUUGCAUGUUUGAGUUAUCGUGGUUUAGCUCGGUAGCUAUUCAGUUCCAUGCUGCUCGGCUCAGCCCUGGUCAUCUGACCUGUGCUGCUGCUCUUUGUGGAUUUAGUCAGCUGAAUUCACCAAGAUAUAAGCAGAGAUAUCAUGGCUAGUUUUCAACACCUAGACUGUAUAAAGGUGGACUUUAGUGAUUAAAUCUGAUGUGAAGACCCUAGCCUUGUUUUUUUAGUUUAUAAUGAAUACAUUGGUUACACUGAAAAAAAAUUGGAGUGACAUUUACUUAAAAAAAGCUAGGCAACUUUUUCCACACAGAAAGUGCUUGUAAUCUUUACUCGGGCUAUUUCUAAGUAAUAUUUACUUACUAGAACCAUCUAUGUUUUAUGUGAAAUACACAAGUAAAUUGCACUGGCAAUACCCAUCUAUAGAUUGUAACUUUUACUCAGAAUACCAUUGCAUCCAAUUACAAAACCCAAGUGAACAUUGCUGAUAUUUCUUUGUGUUUCUUACUCAUCUUUUCUUUGUUAUAUUCUAUGUAAUUUUUAAGUAAUAUUUAUUAUGAAUGUACUAGUUAAUAUUAAUCAAAUUGAAUAAAUAUUUUUAUUAUUCUAUUAAAUAAUAAAUCAAUAUUUUCCAAAACAAAUAUUUGCAGCUUAAGGGACACUUUUAUUUCACAGUUGAAAUGGCAUAGAUAUAUUUAAAAUAUCUACAUAACAUUAUAACCACAAAAAACAUGGCCAUAGAACUUCUUGCUCGCAAAUUUCAAAACAGAGCAUAUACACAUAUACAAAAAAA
This is a messenger RNA of Oreochromis niloticus (Nile tilapia), 5207 nucleotides long. Its product is annotated as mucin-2-like. Lineage: Eukaryota; Metazoa; Chordata; Actinopteri; Cichliformes; Cichlidae. The record is from RefSeq and is a predicted model, not a curated record. Bases 1 to 3777 code for a protein of 1258 amino acids. The transcript is spliced from 5 exons.